AUGCGUUUUUUUUCUUGCAAACUGAUUCUCUCAUUAUGUUGUUUUUUAUUCUUUUCACUAUCUCUACAAUCACAAAUAAGAGAUACGGAAUUUAUUCCUAUACCAAAAAGAAAAAAGCAAGUUAACACUACUACUAGCAAAUCCAGAGAAAUCAUUGAGAUACAAGAAAAGGUUAUAAUUGAUGGGGAUGACCCUCUACCAAAAAGAAAGAGAAACCUUAAGUUUAUAGAGAAACCUGAGCUCAAAAACGAAGUAAAAACUAUUGAUCAUCAAAACAAUGCAUCAAUUAUAGCAAAAGUUACUGAUUCUAUCAGGAAUAAACUCACAGAAUGCUGGAACGUACCUGCUAAUAUGGCUUAUCAAAAAAGUUUCAGUAUCAAAAUCAACUUAUUACUAUCACCCCAAGGCGAAGUAGUAAUAGCAGAUGUAGUAGAUGAAAAUUCUUAUCAGGGCAAUACACUUUUCAGGUCAUUAGCAGAUAGUGCAAUACGAGCGAUACAUAGAUGUAGCCCAUUUAGUCAUUUACCUAGUGAACACUAUCACAUUUGGCGUGAAAUAACAUUAGAUUUUAUUUUAAAUGGAUAAUAAACUUUCCUUAUGAAUUAGUUUUGAUCAGAAUGUUCGCAAGAGUAAUAACUUUUUUCUUACUAUACUCAAGCACAGUUUUUUGCGGUGGCUGCAACUUUAACAUUAGACCUCUUUCGAAACCGAUUUAUGGUGAGAAAUUUUUAGGAGAAGUACAAGCGAGCACCGCAGAAUACUUGAAUGUAUUUGAGGAGCGUAGCUCAGCUUCAACAACAAAAUUGCCAUCAGAAAUUAAGUUUCAAAAGAGGUCUAUUCCAUAUUAUGGGCUUGAUUGUCAUAUGAACCUGUCACAUAGGAAUUUAAGCAAUGUAAAAAAACUGUUAAACAAAGAAGAUAAAUUUGUUGCAAUUACAUUUGAUGAUGGCCCAUCUUACAAGACAGUAAACACUAUUAUUGAUAUAUUAAAAACACACGAGUCAAAGGCAACGUUUUUCUUAUUAGGUGAGCGCAUAAAUAAAAAAACAUAUGAGACAGUAAGGAAAAUUCAUGAAACAGGUCAUGAAAUAGGUAAUCAUUCCUGGUCACAUAAAAAGUUAACGUCAUUAUCGGAUAAUGAACAAUUUCAAGAAUUAGAGAGAACGAAUACAGCAAUUAAAAAUAUAAUACAAAGAGAUAUAAAAUGGUUCCGUCCACCAUAUGGAUGCCAUGAUGAAAAUGUACUUAAAAACGUUAAUCUAUUCAACAUGUAUUCAAUAUUAUGGACAGUAGAUUCUCUAGAUUGGAAAAACGAUAAGCCUGAAAUUUUGAUUGAAAGAGUUAUAAGUGCAGUGCACAAUGGUGCUAUCAUAUUAUUUCAUGAUCAUGACAGUAGAUCAAACACAGUAGAAGCUUUACCUCGCAUUAUUACAAUACUAAAAAAAUCGGGCUAUAAGCUUGUCACUUUAAGUGAAUGGGAAAAAAAGGUCUGUAGUGCGUUAGGGUACAAAAAAAAUGAAUAGACCUCUUACGCAACCGAUUUAUGAUGAGAAACUUUAUGCGCACAAAGAGUAAGGUCUUUACCCGUAGAGCAUUUAUACUUGGUGGCAUCCAGUUAGCUAUUUCUGUCAUUUUUAGCUAUAGGUUAUAUACUUUACAGAUAAGAGAUAGACAAAAAUAUGAAAUACUAUCCAAUAGUAAUAGAACAAGAGUUGCUACUAUUAUGCCCCAGCGGGGGAAAAUUUUAGAUAGAAAUGGUAUCGAGCUUGCAGUAAAUAAAAUCUCGUAUGUUAUUGUAUUCGAUGGAGAAAAAACUCUGCAUAAAGAAGCAAGUGAGGAAGAGGUUGCAGCAGGAGAUAAUGUAGUUGCAUUUUAUAAGCGUCAUUACCCAUUUGGCUCAAUAUGUUCACAUGUAUUAGGAUAUACAAAAAAACAACAAACAGGAGUUAGUGGAAUUGAAUAUAUACACGACGAUGUAUUAAAAGGUACACCUGGAAAAAUCGAGCAGGAAGUAAACUCUAAAAAACGUAUCAUAAGAGAGCUAUCAAAUACACCACCUCAAGAUGGAAAUGAUGUACAAUUAACAAUUGAUAUAAAUCUGCAGAAAAAAAUUGCAGAGAUAUUUCAUAAUCAUAAAGGUUCAGUGACAGUUGUUGAUGUCAGAAAUGGGGAAAUUUUAGCAUUAUAUAAUUCACCUGCCUAUGACAAUAAUCUUUUUACUGGUACAUUACCAAAUGAUACUUGGAAGAGCUUGAAUUCUCCUUCAUUACCAUUAGUAAAUCGUGCAUUAUCAUAUCAAACUCCUCUUGGGUCAGUUUUUAAGAUAAUAGUUGCGCUUGCAGCUCUGAAAGAUGGCAUAAUCACACCACAGGAAAAAUUCUUAUGUAAGGGUCAUAUGCAAAUAGGUAAUCGAAAAUUUCGCUGUUGGAAAAGUGCUGGCCAUGGAUACGUAUCUUUAAAUGAAGCAAUAGCUUCUUCAUGCAACAUUUACUUUUAUCACAUAGGUAAAAAAAUAAACGUAGAUUCUGUAGUAGAAAUGGCUAGUAAAUUUGGUAUUGGUAGUGGACCACUAAUAAAAAAUUUCAAAGAAGAGGCCUCAGGAUUAUUACCUAAUAAAAGCUGGCGUGAGCAAAGGCUAUAUUCACAAUGGCAGUUGGGUGAUACCAUUAAUUUGGCCAUAGGUCAGGGUUAUAUACUUGCAACACCACUACAACUUGCAGUACUUGCAGCAAGAUUUGCAACAGGCAAGGAAGUAAUGCCUUAUAUUGAGAUAAAUAAAACAAAGCAGGAUUUUACUGAAAUUGAUAUAAACCAUACACACCUUACUAUCGUUCAAAACGCUAUGUUUGAUGCAGUUAACUCUAGAAUUGGUACUGCAUAUACUACCAAUUUACCCAAAGACAUACGAAUUGCUGGCAAAACUGGCACACCGGAAAUAAACUCCCAGGGAAAAAGCCACAAGUUAUUUAUUGCUUAUGGUUCUUCACAUUAUGCAAUAUCUGUAUUUAUAGAAUAUGGCAAAGCCCCACGUCAGGACUUUCUUAUAGCUUAUAAGAUACUUAACUACAUGGCACAAUCGGGCUACUAG
This is a messenger RNA of Cinara cedri, 3088 nucleotides long. The record is from the annotation of a GenBank genome assembly. NCBI's taxonomy places the organism in Eukaryota, Metazoa, Arthropoda, Insecta, Hemiptera, Aphididae.